GCUUCCGUGUUGUUUACCAGCAGCAGCAGCAGCAGCAGCAGACACCGGGCGGUGACCGUAAACUGUGACUUUACCGGCAGCUAACGGAGGAUAAACAUCCUCUUAAAGGGACUUUCGGGACUCGCUCGGUGUGUGGCUGGCUAGCUAGCUAGCUGCUAGGCUAACACCGCGCGCUCACGUCGAGUUUAAAAUCCAACGAAGAAGAAGAAGAGUUGUAGUUUCGGUUUUGUAGUUCUGUUAGCAUGGAGGCUAGCGGGGAGACGGCUACCGUAGCUCCAGAAGAAGAAGGUGAACAUCAAGUCCAGGUUGUGAGCCAGGAGGAGGAGGAGGAUGAGCUGGACCUGGACCAGAACCUGGACCUGGACUUGGACCUGGACCUGGACCUGGACCUGGAUCUGGACGAGCUGACGCUAGAAGACCUAAUCCAGAGGGUCCAGGCGGUCCAGACCGACAGCACCACCACCGACUCCAGCAUCUCCACGGAGCCCGACUGGGAGAGCCAGGUGGCGGCCAUGUUGGAGUACAGCUCCACCCUCAAGCAGCAGUUCGAGCAGCUGACCAGGAAGCAGGACGAGGAGGAGGUGGAGCACGAGAAGCACAAGCAGCAGCUGCAGAGGAGGAAGGAGGAGGCGACCCGGCAGCACCAGGCUCUGCUGGACAAACUGGAGUCUCUGCGAGUGAAACUGCAGCUGAACAACUCGAAGGUGGCCAGGAAGAACUUCCUCACCAAGAAGCAGGAGAUGAUGACGGAAAAGACCAGAGCAGAGGACGAGAGGAACAAGUCGGCCAGGGAGCUGGAGGAGAGCGAGCGGAAGCUGGCGGCGCUAACGGAGGAGCAGAGCGAGGAGCAGCGUCGGUGGCAGCAGGAGCUGGAGGAGCUGAGGAGGGAGAUGGAGCGCACCAGGAAGGAGGCGCAGGAGGCUCAGCUGCAGGCGCUGCAGGACGAGAUCGUCGCCGUGGAGACGCAGCGCGACGUGGCCAUGCAGCGCAUCGAGGCCUGGAUCAGGGAGGUGGCUCAGUACCUGAACACUCUGCGGGUGGAGUUUCCACAGCAGUACCCUCACGAGCGGCUCAAGUGGGAGAAGAAUGAAAGUCAGGUCCGGAGGAACCAGGCCGAGCUGCAGGGUCGCUUCCAGGAGGUUCUGAAGCAGCUGCAGCAGGGACGGGAGCCGGAGUCCCUCCCCAGGAUCAACUUACCGACGCUGCCUCAGGUUCCUACGGCCGACCUGAGGUUCAACCAGGUGAUGCAGUCCCUGGUUCGUCCACAGUUCAUGGCCCCGCCCCCUCCGGUCCAGAUGAACCAGCCCCUCCCACCACCACAGAGACACCCCCACAUUUACCAGCAGCGCCACCUCCAACCGGUCCACCCCGUCACUCCUUCCCCGCCUCCCCCAGCUGCUUCUCCUGUCGCCGUUCCUGCUGCUGCCCCGGCCGGCAAACUGGACAAGGUCCUGGAGAAGCUCGGGGCCCGGUUCCCACAAUGCAACAGGGCUCAGCUGACGUCGCUGCUGCAGCAGGUGAAGAGCUCUCGCGGCACCUUGGCCGGCAUGUCCAUGGAGGAGGUCAUCGAGCAGGUCGGCUUCAAGCUGGCCCAGAGCGAGAGGUCGGCGCCGGGGCCCAUCAGCCGGCCCAUGCCGCUGGGGCCCAUCCAGAGGCCGAACGCUCCUCAGCAGAGACCCGGAGCGAUGGUACCGCCAGGCGGAGGUCCAGCCACCGGGGCCCGUAAGCUCUGCCUGAUGUGCCAGAACCACGUGGACCCGGAGAGCCGCCACCCGCUGAGCUGCUCCCACACCAUCCACAGGGACUGCAUCCAGAUGUGGCUCAAGUCCAGCAAGAACAACUCCUGUCCCUUCUGUCCGGCCAAGUGAGACAGGAAGUGAGACAGGAAGUGAAACGUGAGGCUCAAAUCAUAUAUUAAUCAGAGUUAUAUUCUAAAAUAUCCAGUGCUGUAAGCGUUGAAGCUUGAUUUGUGGAUGUAGAAGGGAUCGUCACACCUCGUGCCUGCUGCUGUUUUCCAUUUUGUUUACACUGAAUCUGAGCAACUGUAAUCAGCAAGCCUGCAAUAAAGUACAAGAGGGAAACGUUAA
Molecule: messenger RNA, 2087 nt
Organism: Stegastes partitus (bicolor damselfish)
Lineage: Eukaryota; Metazoa; Chordata; Actinopteri; Pomacentridae
Gene: rnf214
Product: ring finger protein 214
Exons: 7
Coding region: 243-1868 (541 amino acids)
Molecular function (GO): ubiquitin-protein transferase activity
Source: RefSeq, a predicted model, not a curated record